Messenger RNA from Dermacentor albipictus, 1050 nucleotides. Its product is annotated as protein rhomboid-like. Gene Ontology annotation, molecular function: serine-type endopeptidase activity. Gene Ontology annotation, cellular component: membrane. The record is from RefSeq and is a predicted model, not a curated record. NCBI's taxonomy places the organism in Eukaryota, Metazoa, Arthropoda, Arachnida, Ixodida, Ixodidae.
AUGGGAAGUGGCAUGGCGGCGGCCAGAAAACAGAAGAUAUGGCUGGAGGAGAUUCCCUUCUGGGCCGAUAUCUACAGGAAGCUACAGCGUGGCGACAAGGCCUAUGCAGCGGAACUAAUGGCGUUCCUCAAACCCAUGUCAAAGUGCCCUGCCAGUGUACUCGAGGAGCUCAAUGAGCUUGUGAAUGAAGACGAAACGAGCUGGCUCACGCUCGAACAGUUCCUCCUCAUCACAACCUCUGGUCGCCCCGCCACCGUCCGACAGAGGCGAUUCCACAGGGUCGUCACGGCGGCCGCCAACGUCUACGCCGGAAAGCUGCAGCGGGCGAGGGUGGUACGGUUGGCCAUGGUCGACUACCCCCUCUUUUUGCUUCAGGUCCUGUUCUUCGUCCUCAUCUCGGUGGCGCAGGUCGUCACGUACUUCCAGUACUUGCACUGGUGCUGUCCGAGCAGCGCCAAGGAAGUCGAGGACUACCUUCGCUUCGUCGACAAGCUCGUCCUUGCGGUGGAACGCAAGCGCGAGUUCUGGCGCAACGUAUCGUUUGUGCUCGUCAGUUACAACGGACUGUCGCUUGUAGCGAGCGUAGUGAUCCAGAUGCUGUUCUGCCUCCCCGUCAGCUUUUUGCACAGUCCCUGGAAGAUACCGUUCAUCUACGUGGCCGGAGCGUUCGCCGCCGCUCAACUGAACGUCAUCUGCGGCUAUUGCUUCACCCUCGGGGCCUCAGCGGCUCUCUACUCAGUAGUUUGGGCGCACGUGGUCGACGUCCUAGUCAACCGUUCCCAGUUCGGCAGAGUCGUUGGGCGCGUCGCCAUGGUCCUCCUCUUCACCGCUGCCGACGCGGUUCAGGUGUACUACCUGAAUCGCCUGCAGAGCAUAGGCACUCUGCCUCACCUUAUCGGUGUCGUAGUUGGCUGCACAAUGGGCAUCGUGAUCCUGCGCAAGAACCGGGGCCAGAAAUGGGAGAAGUGGGUUUAUGGCAUAAUCAAAUACCUUCACUGGGCAGUGAUCGUUCUUUCGCUUUGGCAGGCCACAAGGGGAUCGACGUAUUAG